This is a messenger RNA of Cherax quadricarinatus, 1344 nucleotides long. RefSeq names its product mediator complex subunit 8 (gene MED8). Gene Ontology annotation, cellular component: core mediator complex; mediator complex. Gene Ontology annotation, biological process: regulation of transcription by RNA polymerase II. The record is from RefSeq and is a predicted model, not a curated record. Gene Ontology annotation, molecular function: RNA polymerase II cis-regulatory region sequence-specific DNA binding; transcription coregulator activity. Lineage: Eukaryota; Metazoa; Arthropoda; Malacostraca; Decapoda; Parastacidae.
AGUGUAAACACACUAUUGCCCUGACCUUGACUUACCUUUACCCUUGUACUUAUUGCUCUACUGCCCGAUAUUCUUCGUUAUUUAAGCUCUUGCAUUCUCUCCAGCUCCUGGGGAGUGUAAAAAUAUUUCAUACCUGCCCUCCCAGACAUCAGGUUUCAGGUCCUGUGACGUAUAUCAACGUUAAUUCGUUCGUAGUACCUUCUGAGUCAACUUUUCUCUCUCUUGUCUAAAAAACUUAUACAAACCUGGGGAUCUUCGCAGUCUUCUCUCUGCCAAGAAAAGCCAAAUCGACAUCCAAGUUUGAUCAGCAUCAAUGCCGGCACAAGUCUAACCUUACUAACAAGUAACGCGCAAUUAUAAAUCUCCUGCAGUCAUUAGAAGAAGCCCUAAAGAACAUUGGUCUCUAAAGAAGAUAUUCUAAUCCAUUCUCAAGAUGCAGAGAGAAGAAAGGGCUAUGGAUGCUGCUUUAGAUGCUAUACUGCAGCGUGUUGUUGAUAUCAAAGGUUCUUUGCAAGAACUAGUGGUCAAGGUUGAGCGAGAAGGUGAACAAGCUGAUUGGCCAUCAUACCUUAACUCAUUCUCUGUCAUAUCUGCACAGAUAUAUACACUCAUGAAGCUAUUGAAAAAUGAGAAAACACCCAUUCUCCGUAACUAUCUUACACUCCCGCUUCAAUUGAAUGCUGACCCUGAUGAAAAAUUGCUUGUGGCCACUGAAGGCAGAGUUCCAUCCUUUAGUCAUGACUUUGUACCUAACAUGCUGAGAACAAAGCCAGAGCCAGAUGUAGAACAAAGGCAUUUAGCUUUGGAGGCCAAGAUGGCACAAGUUAAUGCAGACACUGCACAGAAACAAAUCAAUGUUCACAAUAAAGUAGUGAAACAUGUAAUGGACUUGGUGAACACAGCCCGAGAGGAAUGGGAGACAGAGACAGCCUCCCGCACUAAUCAGCCGCAGACAUGUUCCAUCAAUGAGACUCAAGCUUUAAUUGCUGCCUUAGGUACAGGCAAGGGUUUCAAGAUACGAACUCAACCACCAGGACCAUCACCCACCAUGACACAACAACCUCCCCCUCAAAUAAAUACAGCAAAUAAGGCAGUUAGUGCAGUUAAGACCAACAUCAAGGCUGCAACUGCAAUUCACCCAUAUAGUCGAUAGAUGUAAUAACAUGGGCAUUGACUGAGGAGAAUCAAGAUUCUGCUUGCCUUUUUCCAGUAUUAGACUUGCAAUAAAAGAGAUGAUACUGUAAUGUUAAAAGUUUUGUGUUAAAUUUAACUAUUUUUUGUUAUAUUAUGGACAUUGAUUUUGUCUUCCAAUAAGGUCUUUGAACGAAUAAAUAAUUGAUUUGU